Messenger RNA from Cimex lectularius (bed bug), 1096 nucleotides. RefSeq lists its product as uncharacterized. The transcript is spliced from 4 exons. The record is from RefSeq and is a predicted model, not a curated record. Lineage: Eukaryota; Metazoa; Arthropoda; Insecta; Hemiptera; Cimicidae. Bases 34 to 384 code for a protein of 116 amino acids.
CGCUCUUAUUCCUUCAAAAGCACUCGGUCAGACAUGAUGGGGGUAGUCAGGCCGGUGUUGAUCUGCGCGGUAUUAUUAGGACUUCUCUCACAAGUCCCUGCAUCAUCGGAAGAACAGGCGCCACUCACACUCCAAGACAUAUCCAUACUCUUAGACUACCUACAGAAUAGAGAAACAUACGGAAGUGAAAGCCGCCCCGAAGGAGAGCAGCCCUUGACUUAUGAAAACAUAAUUAAGGACGAGAUGGAGAACGACCCUGAACAACUACUGACACAGAAAAGGGCAGGAUAUAUGGCGCUAUGCCACUUCAAGAUUUGCAACAUGGGGAGGAAGAGGACGUACUCGGAUAUAUUCAGAAAGAGAAAAAUGUGGCCAAGGCUGUAAAAUUGCGUUUUUUUUGUUUAUUUUCGGUUGUUAACAUUCUAAUAACAUUUCGAUUUGUUUAUAUUAAAGCCGUUUAUCUCAAUUUUCUUUUUCCUGUUUCCGUGUGAAACACAGUUCUGCCGUAUUUUCCCCGGGAGGACAGUGAGUCACGCCAAUUCGGCCAUUACCACAUAAAUGAAAACGAUAAUAAUUAAUAAUUUUAUUAAGAUAUAACUGUUUCUCAGUAAUAUCAAUAUUAUAUAAUUGUUUUGUAAUCAUUUUCAGAGAAUUUUGUGUCCCUGUGUCUUAUUUUCGAAAUUAUUAUAAAUAGACAUUUUGUCAGUUAAGUUAUAUAUAAAAUGUAUAAAAGAAAAAACAUACUUGUUGUUUUCUUUCUUUUAUCAAUUCACCCGAUAUGAUCUUAUAUUCGAUGUUGCCGCCUAUGUAUUUGACUGAAGAGUAUAAAUAUUACUAAUAAAGCAUUUUAAAAAUGACUGACGCCGACUAUUUGUAACUUUAAUUUUACAACCUGAAUAACAAAACGUGUAUAGCUUUAUAAAAUGUAAAAUAACCUGGACCGAGGACAGCGGAAAAUGCAGGAAAUAUCGCCAUCCUACCGUGUAGAUUCAAUACCUCGCAUUCUCGGAUCACUGACCACUUUCACAUCGAACUGAACAUCAGCAAAAUUACUUUUAGAUUAAAACAUUACCCACGUACAUUUAUGGAAAUGAAA